GAAAAAAAACAAGAUCACCCUAAAGUGACAGAGAGAGGGCUUCACUAACUGGUCCCUUUUUUGCAUUGUAUCAAUUAAUAAUUUCAUUAAUGCCAUCAAUGUCUGAUCGUGGAUUAUUUCUAUCAGAAAAUGUUCCGAACCACAAUAUGAUGCUGUUUCUGAUGUGCUCCCUAACCAACGACCGAACACUUUCAGUCCUGAAUCACGGACGUUAGCCUCGUGUUAACUGACGGUAGGAGGAGAAGGAAGAAAGGGUGAUAACGACAGCUAUUUAUCAAUCAAAGGAGGUCGACUCAAGAUGGAUGGGGGACCUGAAUCCAUGGAGCUGGUGAUGAAGGUGAAGGAGGAAGAGGAGGAUGGCUACGAAGAGUAUGGGGUCGGUGUGCUGACUUCAUCUGGUGGGGAAACUGGAGAACCCUUCAGCGGUGGGUUCCACAGCUCCUUUUCUGCCCCUCCGGGAGAACCCUUCAGCGGUGGGUUCCACAGUGAGGAGGGUCCCUCCACGUCGGGAACCACGGGGCGGCAUGGCCGUGCAUCGUCAGGGACGACAAAACCUCCCCACAGCUGCCUGGAGUGUGGGAAGACGUUUCUCAGCCCGUCCACACUCAGAACCCACAUAAUGUCCCACACGGGGGAGAGACCUCACAGCUGCUCCGUGUGUGGGAAGGGCUUCCUGACCAAACACCGGCUCACCGUCCACCUGAGGACACACACGGGCGAGAGGCCCUUCAGCUGCUUGGAGUGCGGCAAGACGUAUAUCAGCCAGGAGCAGGUCAGCACUCACUUCCGCUACGUCCACAGCGGGAAGCGUCCGUACGCCUGCACCGUCUGCCAGAAGGACUUCCCCAACCCAUCCAAGCUACGGCGGCAUCAGGCCACACACACGGAUGCCAGGCCGUUCCCCUGCCUCGUGUGUGGGAAGCGCUUCAGAGAGACGGCGCACCUCCACAACCACGCCCGUCUGCACACUGGAGAGAAGCCGUACCGCUGCCCCGACUGUGGAGUGAGCUUCGUCAGCCAGGGACAGCUUAUUCAGCACCGCCGCACCCACACCGGGGAGAAACCGCACCCCUGCUCGCAGUGCGGGAAGCGCUUCUCCCGUCUCUGGUACCUGAAGUCCCACAUGGCAUUGCACUGUGAGAACAGGCUGACGGCCAACAGCCACGUCCCCCUCCCGGACAGCAGGGGGAGCUGUCUGUCUGAGCCGGAGCAGCAGGAACUCCAGGAUGCACCCGAGGGCGGGAGCUUCUCCCUGCCGGAGUCUGAUCCGAGGCACGAGCACCUCCAUGCCAGGGGGAUAUCCAACCGCCGCAUUGUGAGCGGGAAGACGUUCUCUCAACGGCGCUCUCUGACCCGACACGUGUGCAUGAAUGCCUGGAAGACUCCUUUCCGACGCUCCCGGUUUGGGAGGGGCCUCGGCAGACCCGCGGAGCCGAGAUCACACGGCGCGGCUCCCGCAGAGGAGCCGUACUCCUGCGGUCUCUGUGGGAGGCGCUUCACUCUCUGGGUGAACUACAGGGUCCACCAGAGAGCCCACGACGGGAACAGGAAGUUUGUUCCAGAGCCUCGAGGCUUUCGUGGUCCAGGUUGGAAGUCUGGGGGCCAGAGGGAGAGGCUGGAGGCUCUACUGUCUGGGGGGACCUCGAGGCCCGUGGCAGGACGCCAGGGAGGAUCUGCCAGCCAGCCAGAUCUAGAGUCUGAGGAGUCGCCCAGCAAGGAUGAUGCCUGGGAGAGACAGGUGGUGGUGGUGAAGGAGGAGGAGGAGGAAGAUCCCUCUUACGGACUGGGAGGGGAAGAGAGUCUACGAGGAAGUGAACCCUACCAGGAGAACCAGGAGAGCAGGGGAACCCACUGCUGCUCACAGUGCGGCCGCCGGCUGUCCAGCGCCUACAAGCUGAUGCUGCACCACAGGACCCACACGGGUGAGAAGCCCUUCCCCUGCCUCGUGUGCGGGAAGCAGUUCUCCCAGGCGGCCAACCUCAAGACCCACCAGAAGGUGCACAGCGGGGAGAGGGCCUACGCCUGCCCCGACUGCAGCAGCCGCUUCACCCACCUGGGAGACCUCAAGAGGCACCAGCUGCUGCACAGCGGCCACAAGCCCCACAGCUGCUCCGAGUGCGGGAAAGACUUCACCCAGGUGGCCCACCUCAAGCUGCAUCAGCUCACCCACUCCGGAGAGAAGUCGUUCCGCUGCCGCCAGUGCGAGAAGAGCUUCUCCACGGCAGCCAAGCUGAAGAGCCAUGACAGGGUGCACACGGGGGAGAGACCCUACCAGUGCUCCUUCUGCGACAAGAGCUUCGCCCACUCGGGCACGCUGGUUAAGCACGAGCGGUUGCACACGGGGGAGACACCCUACCGCUGCUCCCACUGCGGCAAGGGCUUCGCCCAGCUGGUGUCUCUGAAGAUCCACAUGCAGAUCCACACGGGGGAGAACUUCUACCGCUGCACGCGGUGCGAUCAAAGCUUCACCACGUCCACCAGGCUGAAGGACCACCAGAGGAGCAGCCACGGCGUGGAGAGACCGCACUGCUGCUCCGAGUGCGGCAAGAGCUUCAACAUCGCCUCCCGGCUGAAGCAGCACCUCAGGGUUCACACCAAGGAGAAGCCGUUCCACUGCUCUGUCUGCGGGAUGCGCUUCACGCUGGUGGAGAAUCUGAGUCGGCACCAGCGGAACUCCCUGGGCCCCUGCAGCACCGCGAGCCAGACCUCCGGGGGAGGAGCCGGGGGCCUGGGCCCCGAUGCUGCCCCAGCGGGGGUCACACACACGGAAUGCCGUGAUUCCGAAUCCAGCGUGUCGCCAAGGCGACAGGACAGUAGCUGUGUAGACCAGGCAGGAAGCGAAGAGGACGAGGAGGCUGUAGGGGGUCUGAUCAACUCUGACGGAGAGGAAGUGGAGUGGGAUUCUCUUCAAUCAGGAGAAGGUGAGAAGAGCAAUCAUGAGAACCAGCAGGAGAACCAGACAGUGAAGAAGUUCCACCGCUGCCUUGAGUGUGGGAGGGAGUGUCCAUCCUUCUUCAGACUCCAGAUGCAUAUGAAGACCCACACAGGAGAGAAACCUUACCCCUGCCCCGCAUGUGGGAAGCACUUCCGCCAGAAGGAGCACCUGAAAGAACACGAGAAGGUUCACACGGGGGAGAAACCCUACUCCUGUUCAGACUGCGGCGUGAGGUUCAGUCACCAGGGGGCGCUGAGAAGGCACGAGCGCUCACACACAGGAGAGAAACCCCACCCUUGCGCUGCAUGUGGCAAGAGGUUCACCAGGAUAAGUAGUCUCCGAGAGCAUCUGAACACGCACACAGGAGAGAGGCCGCACUGCUGCAGCGUGUGUGGGAAGACCUUCUUCAGGCUGUCGGCCCUGCAGAAGCACCAGGUGACUCACACAGGGGAGAAACGCCAUGUCUGCGAUGUGUGCGGUAAAGGCUUCUCAGAAACGUCCUACCUGCAGUGUCACCGGCGCUCCCACACCAGAGAGAAGCCCUACCAGUGUGAGGAUUGUGGGAGGAGCUUCUCCCAGCUGGGGAGUAUGAAGAGACACCAGCAGAUCCACUCCAGGGACAGGCCUGGGGUUGGGUCUGGGCCUGGGCUUGGGUCUGGGCCCGGUUCUGGGCCUGGGCCCGGUUCUGGGCCUGGGCCCAGUUCUGGGCCUGGGCCUAGUUCUGGGCCUAGUUCUGGGUCUGGGCCUAGGUCUGGGCUUGGGACUUUGGCUCUCCUCCUCACUUCUCCUUUUACACGCACUGGUUAUGACGGGCAGGAGGCGUUGGAGUCCAGCUGUUCUACUUCCUGGCUGUCAGAAUCCAGGUUGACCCCCCCCACGCUGAAGACUGGUAACCACGGUGACCAGAGCAGGCCGCAGCAUGGGCCUGAGGAGCCAGAGGACUUUAGUCUGAAGAAAGAAGUGAAUUUUGAUGACAGUGAUGAGGAGGAGGAAGAGGAGGAGGAGGAGGAGGAUGAAGACAACAGUCUUGGUGCUGUGGUCUUCUCUGGGGGAACAAUGGUUGAUGUCCCUGGCCUUGGAUCCAGUGGUAUCAACCUCCAGGAUGGUGCUUCCAACCAUCACGGCAUCACACUCCAACCCCACGUCUGUAGGCUGUGUGGGAAAGGCUACCAGAAGAGGUGCUCCUUACAGAACCACAUGCUGACCCACUCAGGAGAGAAACCCUUCCCUUGCUCCGCCUGCGAGAAGAGCUUCCGCAAGAAGUCUGCCCUGACCGACCACAUGCGUGUCCACACGGGAGAGAGACCCUACAUCUGCCCCAUCUGUGGGAAAACCUUUGCUCUCUCCGGAUGCCUCCGGAAACACGUCAAGCGCCACCGACUCCCUGGAGAGGAGGAGGCCUCAGCCCCCCAGCAGGCCGACAAAACCUCCAAGAAGACCGAGCACAUCUGUCCUCUCUGCGGCAGAGACUGCCUGAAGCGCUCGGCGCUGCACAUCCACAUGAGGAUCCACUCCGGGGAGAAACCCUACAAGUGCUCCAUGUGCGACAAGACCUUCACCCAGAGUGGCCACCUGAAAGACCACCAGAAGGUUCACUCUGGAGAGAGGCCGUACCACUGCUCCGUCUGCGGAAAGAGCUUCUCGUACUCCGGGGCGCUAAAGAGGCACGCCUUGCUGCACUCGGACGUGAAGCCCUACUCCUGCUCCGAGUGCGGGCGCAGCUUCGCCCAGCCGGGCAGGCUGAAGGAGCACAUGCUAGUGCACGUCAGGGAGAAGCCGCACGGUUGCCAGCAUUGUGGCAAGACGUUCAACCGGCUGUCCGACCUCACGGCCCACCUGAGGACCCACUCGGGAGAGCGGCCGUACCGCUGCUCUGCCUGCGGGCAGGGCUUCACCCGCACCUCCACCCUCCUCAAACACCAGCGCAAGGCCCAUCCGGGAAUCACCCUGCCAAUCAAGAUCGUGGAGAAUGGGGAGGAAGACUCCAUGCAAAGCGAUGAUGAUUAGUAUGACGUCGAUGUGAAACUGUCCUCGGGUGGAAAGACGGCCGACUGACGAUGCUUGUUUACCCCGGUGGGAAACGCAGUUACUUACUUUAACGGAAAUGCCCGUUAUCACUUUUUUGUUAAAAGACACUGAACUUUUUGUCCUCUCGAGAACAUUGUCUUACUCGUUGUAGUCUAAAGCUAGGAUGUGUUUUACAUUUCUGUGCGUCUGUGGUGCCCUGGGGUCAUGUCUCCACCUCCUGCCAUCACAGAUAUUAUUCCCGACAUCUCAAAUGAUCCUCGGUCAUUUCCUCUGCUCGUAAACACUGUGACGAGACAAGCCUAGUCCUGGCGUGGCCCACCGAUGCAGAAGACAGUUAGCCUUAAACAUUUGUGUGUCGCUAUCAAUCCUCACUUGGUCUAUAUUAACGAUACUUAAAUUAAAAGUGUCUAAAGAUCAACAGUCGGACCUAAAUGUAAUUGUGUUCACGCCUCAGUGUAAACACCGCUUCCCUGUGCCAUCAGAUUUCUUUCUGCUCAGAGAAGCUCUGGGCUGAGGUGGUGUUUGAGAGAGGUGGUGUUUGAGAGAGGUGGUGUUUGAGAGAGGUGGUGUUUGAGAGAGGUGGUGUUUGAGAGAGGUGGUCGGUCUCCUGUGGAGAGGACGGGGGUAAAAUGGGUUCGAAACCUGGAGAGCCUGUUCCUCCUGAGCCUGGAGAGCCUGUUCCUCCUGAGCCUGGAGAGCCUGUUCCUCCUGAGCCUGGAGAGG
Molecule: messenger RNA, 5686 nt
Organism: Hypomesus transpacificus
Lineage: Eukaryota; Metazoa; Chordata; Actinopteri; Osmeriformes; Osmeridae
Product: zinc finger protein 850-like
Exons: 7
Coding region: 299-4942 (1547 amino acids)
Biological process (GO): regulation of transcription by RNA polymerase II
Molecular function (GO): RNA polymerase II cis-regulatory region sequence-specific DNA binding; DNA-binding transcription factor activity
Source: RefSeq, a predicted model, not a curated record